UUGAUUGUUUGACUUCUAAAUCAUUUUUUUGUGAAACAUUAGCCUAGAGAAAAUGAGAAAUGCAGGUUAAAAAAACAAUGAUAGCAGAAAAUCCCUGUAGCUGUUUCAAAACUAGUAUUUUGUGGAUACUUUAAUGAAGUGAUGUUAAUGUGUUAACGUAACUGUUUAUGCUAUGUGAUGGCAAACAACAGAACGUCCCCCCCGUCUUAUUAUUAUGAACACACAGCCCUUUUGUAAAGUGGCACGGAGUCCGUGAAAACGUUAUGUUCCCUCUGGGUACACAGCUAGCGUUGAGCACCUGUCAAUCAUCCCCGAAGUCCAGUGUUUGCCAAACCAACCAGAGUGCAGGGAGUGACGUGUGGAGACUCGGUGGAGGGUAGUCAGCUAGGGUAUAUAAACGCUUCGGUGGUGUAGUCAGCUAGUGUGACAGAGAGCGUUCGAGAGAAACAGACCGAGUCUGGGAGAGCGAAGGGCCAGGGCGAACCGCACUGGGACGCAAGCCCCCAGGGAAACUGUAACGAAUCAGCUCCAGUUAUUGCACCCCCUCGCAAUAAACACAAACCUGGCCCAUGGAGCUGAAAGAAGCAGUCAUAGGAGGAGGAAGCGGAGUGUGCGCAGCCGCGGGCUCCUCCAAGGUACUCCUGGCUUACAAGAACGCGACACAGCAUCUUAACGCGCCGGGACUCAAGGUGUCCAACAUCUCUAAAGCCGGUAUGGGGAUCCUAAAACUGGCCACGUCGCAGUGGAAGCACCAGGAGAAAAAAGCGAGAGCCCGUUCCUCCAGCGUAGGAAACAGGUACACGUCCUCCACCGAGCGCAGCCCAUGCAAGCGAUCCGCGUUGGACCAGAUAGCAGCACUGGUGGUAAAUGGGCAGUCGCGGUUACAGCAGCUGGCGCAGGAGCCGCGUCAGGACGCGUCGUGCUCCAGCAAACCACAAAACUGCCGGCGCAUCGUGGUGCUGGGAGCGCCAAAGGUCGGCAAGACAUCAAUCCUGCGGCGCUUCCUCCAAGACGGCUUUGACGAGCAGUACGAGCCAACGUCCGAAGACUUCCACCGAAAACUGUACAACAUCCGAGGGGAAACGUACCAGAUCGAUAUCCUUGAUGCUUCUGGGGAGAGAAGCUUUCCCGCAAAACGCAGGCUCUCCAUCUUAACCGGCAACAUCUUCCUGCUUGUGUUCAGCCUGGACGACCGCAACUCUUUCGAAGAAGUGCGCGCACUGCGCGCAGAAAUCGUGGCAGCUAAAACAGCCCAGAUCAAGUCCAAAGAGCGCGCGCGGGUCCCCACCGUCGUCUGCGCCAACAAAGCAGACCUGUCCGAAAACGAGUGGGCCAUAUCCCGCGACGAGAUCCGGGAAGUGUGCGGGGACGACUGUGCAUUCUUCGAGACCUCCGCCAAAGACAACAUGAACCUCGAGCAGGUGUUCGAAGCACUGGCCCAGCGCGGCGGUCUGCCGCUGGAAACUGGACCCUCGCAACACCGCAAAGUCUCCAUUCGCUCUUAUCAAGCGCUGCGAACAGGACGCCAGCCCGGGCGUGGAGGCAAGGCGGCCGGGUUUGAAACUCCGUGUGGGGCCCUUUACCCUUUGGCACGCAGGCCAAGCUUCAGCACCGACCUCCGCCUGGUCCUUGGACCUCAUGCAUCAGGGAAACAGAAUAAGUCACUUGACAAAUGUCGGAUUCAAUGACACAGUAAAAAAAAAAAGAGAGAGAGAGAGGGAGAACAAGGCAGAAAGAGAGAAAGAAGCGAGAAAGAGAGUUUGUUGGACUUCAUAAAACUACAUGUAUUCAGUUGUAGGUGAAGUAGCUGAAACAGGAGUAGUCUCCAUAUAUCUGUGUGGCUUGUUCUCACAAUCGCUGUGAUUUGACCGUUUGUUGCCUGUCACUGAUGUUGUGUGAUUAAUCAGUUUGGUAUCCAGACACAGACCACUUUGCAUUCAGGUGUUUGUGGAAUGAUGACAUUUUGAUUGUAAAAAUGUAAAUUAGAACGAACUAUUGAGAUUUUAAAUA
This is a messenger RNA of Clupea harengus (Atlantic herring), 2010 nucleotides long. Its product is annotated as dexamethasone-induced Ras-related protein 1-like. Gene Ontology annotation, biological process: signal transduction. The record is from RefSeq and is a predicted model, not a curated record. Gene Ontology annotation, molecular function: G-protein beta-subunit binding; GTPase activity; GTP binding. Lineage: Eukaryota; Metazoa; Chordata; Actinopteri; Clupeiformes; Clupeidae.